Octodon degus (degu) is the source of this 5156-nucleotide messenger RNA. RefSeq names its product transmembrane protein 63C (gene Tmem63c). The record is from RefSeq and is a predicted model, not a curated record. Gene Ontology annotation, molecular function: calcium-activated cation channel activity. Lineage: Eukaryota; Metazoa; Chordata; Mammalia; Rodentia; Octodontidae. The coding region runs from base 319 to 2733 and encodes 804 amino acids. The transcript has 25 exons. Gene Ontology annotation, cellular component: plasma membrane.
UGACCUGUCACUAGUUUUCCAUUUCUCUUCUUCUGGGACAGAAGUUCUGACUGACACAUCCACUGCAGCUGGCUAAGGGCACCUAACUGGAGGGUCUUUGAGCCUUGGAGGAGCCACUUUUGUGGUCAGGAAUCUGCAGGACAGUGCCGAGUGGCUUGGAGAACCUCCUCCUGGGGGACUGACCAAGAAGAGGAAGGCCCUGGAACAGCCCAUCGGCAAAACCUCCAGCCUCACCUGCUGCUCCAGCCCUGUAGCUGGCUGGAGCCUCCAAGCCUGAUUAGGUCUUCCCUGGAAAUCUGAUUCAGGGAGGCCCUCAGGAUGUCUGCCUCACCGGGGGGCCAGAGCCCGGAUUCGAAGGUACUCAACAUGACAGUGGACGAGUGCUUCCAGAAUCGGAACACCGUCCUCCAGGGACAGCCCUUCGGGGGCAUCCCCACCGUGCUGUUUCUCAACAUCGUCUUGUGGGUGGUUGUCCUUUUGGUUUACUCCUUCCUCCGGAAAGCCGCCUGGGACUAUGGGCGCCUGGCCCUGCUGAUGCACAAUGACAGCCUGACCUCACUGAUCUAUGGGGAGCAGAGUGAGAAGUCGUCUCCCUCGGAGAUUUCCCUGGAGAUGGAACGCAGGGACAAGGGCUUCUGUUCUUGGCUGUUCAACAGCUUAACCAUGAAGGACCAGGAGCUGAUCAACAAGUGUGGCGAUGACGCGCGCAUCUACAUUGCCUUUCAGUACCACUUCAUCGUCUACGUUCUCAUCCUCUGCAUCCCUUCCCUGGGCAUCAUUUUGCCCAUCAACUACACUGGGACUGUCCUGGACAGGAGCAGCCACUUUGGCCGGACCACCAUCGUCAACGUGUCUACAGAGAGCAAGCUCCUGUGGGUGCACAGUCUCUUCGCGUUCCUGUACUUCCUCACCAACUUCAUCCUCAUGGCCCAUCACUGCUUGGGGUUUGUGCCCAGAAAGAGCCAAAAGGUCACAAGGACACUAAUGAUCACCUAUGUGCCCACAGACAUCCAGGACCCGGAGAUGAUCAUUAAGCAUUUCCAGGAGGCCUACCCAGGCUGCAUCGUGACCAGAGUCCACUUCUGCUAUGAUGUCAGGAACCUGAUAGACUUGGACGAUCAGAGGCGCCAUGCCAUGCGGGGCCGGCUCUACUAUACGGCCAAGGCCAAGAAGACUGGGAAGGUGAUGAUUAAGAUCCACCCCUGCUCCCGCCUGUGCUUCUGCCAGUGCUGGACCUGUUUCAAGGAGGUAGAUGCAGAGCAGUAUUACGGUGAGCUGGAGGAGCAGCUGACUGACGAGUUCAAUGCCGAGCUCAACCGAGUGCAGCUGAAGCGUCUGGACCUCAUCUUUGUCACCUUCCAGGACUCCAGGAUGGCGCAGCGCGUCCAGGAGGAUUACAAGUACGUCCAUUGCGGCAUGCCCCCGCAGCAGUCCUCAGUGACCACCGUUGUCAAAUCCUACCACUGGAGGGUCGCUGAGGCCCCACACCCCAAAGACAUUAUUUGGAAACACCUAUCCAUCCGCCGCUUCAGUUGGUGGGCCCGCUUUAUCUCGAUCAACACCUUCCUCUUCUUCCUCUUCUUCUUUCUCACCACGCCUGCCAUCAUCAUCAACACCAUCGACAUGUACAACGUCACCCGCCCCAUCGAGAAGCUGCAGAGCCCCAUCGUGACCCAGUUCUUCCCCUCCCUGAUGCUUUGGGCCUUCACAGUGAUCUUGCCUCUGAUAGUCUUCUUCUCUGCCUUCCUCGAGGCCCACUGGACCAGAUCCAGUCAGAACCUGAUCAUAGUGCACAAGUGCUAUAUCUUCCUCGUGUUCAUGGUGGUCAUUCUGCCCUCCAUGGGCCUGACCAGUUUGGACGUCUUCUUACGCUGGCUCUUUGACAUCUACUAUCUAGAGCAUGCGACCAUCCGGUUCCAGUGUGUGUUCCUGCCAGACAACGGCGCCUUCUUCGUCAACUAUGUGAUCACCGCCUCUUUGCUCGGCACAGGCAUGGAGCUCAUGCGCCUGGGGUCGCUUUUCAUGUAUAGUACCCGCCUCUUCUUUUCCCGAUCGGAGCCAGAGAGAGUCCACAUCAGGAAGAACCAGGCCAUAGAGUUCCAGUAUGGGCGUGAGUACGCGUGGAUGAUGAAUGUCUUCACUGUGGUCAUGGCGUACAGCAUCACCUGCCCCAUCAUUGUCCCUUUCGGGCUGCUCUACCUGUGCAUGAAGCACCUCACAGACCGAUACAACAUGUACUACUCCUAUGCGCCCACCAAGCUGAACGAGCAGAUCCACAUGGCCGCGGUCUCCCAGGCCAUCUUUGCACCACUCUUGGGUCUGUUCUGGAUGCUCUUCUUCUCCAUCCUGCGAGUGGGUUACCUCCACAGCAUCACCUUGUUUUCCUUGACCACCCUUGUAGCUUCCCUGCUUAUUGCCUUUUUUGGCAUUUUUCUGGGGAAGCUGAGGAUAUACUCUGACUAUGAGCCCGACGAGGAGACCCAGACGGUGUUUGACAUGGAGCCGAGCAGUGCAUCCUCCACUCCUACCUCCCUCCUGUACGUGGCCACCGUGCUGCAAGAGCCAGAGUUGAACCUGACCCCAGCCUCCUCCCCGGCCCGGCACACCUAUGGUACCAUGAACAGCCAGCCAGAGGAAGAAGAAGAGAGCGGCUUGCGGGGCUUUGCAAGGGAGCUGGACUCUGCCCAGUUCCAGGAAGGGCUGGAACUGGAGGGCCAGAGCCAGCACCACUGAGCAGGACUCCAGGCAGGGGCAGGGGAGAGCUCAGCAAGGGGAGGUAAAGGGCGGCCCGGGCCUCCUUGCUCCCUCCUGCAGACUUCAGGAUGCUCCGGAUGCAGACAUCUGCUGCUCAGCCAUAGCGACGUGGAGCCCCAGCCUGCCGACCAGUUAGGAUGCAGGUGCCAAGCGGUGCCCAGAACCCUGGGAUGGCACAGAGGAAGCACCACUGUGUCCUGGGGAGGUGGCUGAAUCCCAAGAUACAGACUGAAUGGGGUCAAGAUGGAGGAGUGCAUAAGGAAGGAGGCAGGAAGAGGCCUGCGGGACACUUUUGGGGCCUCCCUCACCCUUGCUCCAGCUGCCCUUUGAGCUGCUGCUGCUCCAGCCCCCAGGCCUCCCCGAGGUCUGAAAGGUGCUGGGCCUCACAGAUAAGUCACAAGUGACUGUUGUAUCCCAGGUUUUCAUGCAGGAAAGCUAUAGAGUCCUGGUACCCUCCCUUCCCACAGGGACAGCAAGAAGAGGAGACUGAGCCCUUUCCUCAGCCCUCCUCCCAGUCCCCAAGUGCAGCAAGGCAGCACCUUCUUUGUACUCUGAUAAGGGUGGCCUGGAUCCCGCCACUUGGGCUCCUUAAACAAGACCUGAGGUAUGGUGAAGGAGCCUUGCAAGUUCGUGCAGGUUUGUGUAAGAGGGGACAGUACUGUAAGGUAGUACUCAGGGUGGGGCCUCUCCCCAAAAGUCUGGGUAGCGGGAAACCAGAUGCACAUCCCCAGCCCAGGCUGCUGAGCAGAUCCCAAAGCCCAGAAGGGGGCCACUAAGAACCUGUCUGAGUGGUGGGCAGCAGCUAAGGGUAAGAAACCCAGGCUUCGGACAAAGGGUUUGGCCACUCCUUGCUACCCGAGUUGGAGUCUUCCUUGAAUCUCUACGUGUCCACUAAGGAUCACCUGAAAGGCCUCCAGGUGUCCCUGGCUUUCCACAGUGAUGUCAACCAGCCUUGGAGGUGGCAUGACCAGUGUGUUCCCCAGGGAGAAGCCCUUGCUAAGAAGGCAGGACUGUCUUCCCAGGGCGGCCUCCACCAGAAGCCUGGCAGGGCUGAAUCCUGAACAGUGCUGGUGAUUCUCAACACUUGUGCUGUGGUGAGGGGACACCAGCCACCACCCCUGGGAUAGGCUGCCCUCCAGUUCCAGUGCAGCCCAACCAGGAUAGACAUGGAGGAGGGGUUGCAGGGGUCUUCAAGCUCCUGAGCCCCCCAACCCUCCUCAAGGUCUGGGUCACUCCCUGCCACUGAAGUGCUGCAGUGGCCCAGGGCCUGUCACCUCAGGCUCUGCCUUGGCCCCAGAACAGGUGGCCCUGAGGGCAGCUCACCUAGAUCCCACUCUAUUCCAUUUUAGCCCAGCCCCCAGCCCCAGCAUCUCCCUGUCUCACCCCUGCUGAGAAGGGCAGUUGGUGCUGUGCCCUCAGGUCUUGUCUCAAACUUUGCCAUGGGGAUCUUUCCAGAGAAGUUGGGUCAGCUGGAGGAGGCUGUUUUCCUUCUUGGCCCAGCUUGGAAUAGGGGGGCAAUUAUACCCAGCUAGGCCUUUACACAUCAGUUCCCAAGGACCCCCUCCCCUGAUAUUUAAGCAACAAGGGCGUAAGACCCUUUUGACCAGCCCCAGCUCUGACUAAAGUGGGGAUGACCAGCUGCAGGCUGUGCCCAACCCUACAGGGUGUACUCAGUAAGUAAGGGUUUGGGGGUGCUGCCAGAGGUGCUCCUUCCCUGGGCACCACUUGUUGGCAUCUCUCCCCAGUCCUGCUGCCUCCCCCUUCCCCUCCAGCCUGUGGUAGUUAUAUAUGGCAAGGGUCCUUCAAGCAACUUGGCAAGAUGGCUUGGCACACCCUCGAAUCUGGGCCAAGCGCAGCCUGGUUCUGGUGUGAAUUUUGGUAAAGUGCCAGUCUCUACUCGUUUUUCUCCUCUUCCUGGAGGCCUAGGGUCAAAGGCAAGGCCCCGCCCAGCCAGCUGUACCUCCAUCUCCCACCAUCACUGGGAAUGUUGGGGAGCAUCUUUUAGCUUCCCACAUUCACCGCACAUCCAGGCCCUCCCAGUGCACCUCCCCACCUGCCUGCUCCCCCAGCUCACACCUGUGUCACCUGUUGGCCUCUGCCUCCUGCCACUCACCCUCCCUACACUUUCCACUUAUUCGAUCCUUUCUGGAGGAAGCUGCCUCUUGGAGGAGUCCAUAAGGCCUCGAGCCUCCUGAGACAGGCUCUCCCCAGGUCCCGCACAGACCCAGCCUUGCCUGCCUGUCCCUCAGCUGCCUCUGGAAGCAAAGUGCCUAUCAGCAGCAUUGCAUCCUCUAGGGGCCCGGAGGGGUUGUGGACUCACCUUGGCCACCACCACUAAAGGAAUGUGCCAGAAGGCUGAACCUUCUUGUUACCGAUGCUGUGACUGUGCCUUCAAUAAACAC